AUGGCAAAACUUUUUCAACCGUUACAAAUCAAAAGCAUCCAAUUAAAGAACAGGAUUGUAGUGUCUCCGAUGUGUGAAUAUUCAAGUACUGAUGGGUUUUCUAACGACUGGCAUCUUGUGCACUUAGGAAGCCGGGCAGUGGGCGGCGCAGGCUUAAUAAUAACCGAAGCAACCGCAGUUUCUCCCGAAGGAAGAAUUACUCCGGAUGACCUUGGCUUGUGGAAAGAUGAGCAUAUUGAAGGACUAAAACGAAUCGUAUCUUUUAUAGAAUUGCAGGGAAGUAUUGCAGGUGUGCAAUUAGCGCACGCAGGAAGAAAAGCAAGCCACAGCAGCCCAUGGAAAGGUGGAAAAAUGCUGACAGCCGCAGAAGGCGGAUGGCAAACUUUAGCCGCUGAUACAACUCCGUUUAGACCGGCUGAUAUACCUUCUGCAGAAUUGGAUAAAGCAGGUAUUGAAAAGGUAAAAUCUGAUUUCAAAGCGGCUGCAUUGCGGGCUUUACAGGCAGGGUUUAAAAAAUUCAUGGUGCACAUGGAAAAAAAAGUAGAUUUAAUUGAUUGUUCGUCCGGCGGAAAUAUUCCUAAUGCAAAAAUCACUGUUGGUCCUGGUUAUCAGGUACAUUUCGCGGAAGCGAUAAAAAAAGAAGCAGCGAUUUUAACUGGCGCCGUUGGUUUUAUAGCACAGCCUGAUCAGGCUGAAGAAAUUAUUGCAUCAGGCAAGGCCGAUGUUGUAAUUAUGGCAAGGGAAUUUUUACGCAAUCCUUAUUUUCCUUUGCAUGCAGCAAAAGUGCUUGGAGCAGAUGUUUCGUGGCCUAUUCAAUAUGAAAGAGCAAAAAUGUAA
Oppiella nova is the source of this 837-nucleotide messenger RNA. NCBI's taxonomy places the organism in Eukaryota, Metazoa, Arthropoda, Arachnida, Sarcoptiformes, Oppiidae. The record is from the annotation of a GenBank genome assembly.